Messenger RNA from Gallus gallus (chicken), 2782 nucleotides. RefSeq lists its product as uncharacterized. NCBI's taxonomy places the organism in Eukaryota, Metazoa, Chordata, Aves, Galliformes, Phasianidae. The record is from RefSeq and is a predicted model, not a curated record. The transcript has 2 exons. Bases 1078 to 2226 code for a protein of 382 amino acids.
GGAAGUGGUGCGGGACCACAUCGAAGGCCUUGCUCAAGUCCAGGGAGAUGACAUCAGUUGCCCCCCUGGAGUCCAUCAGUGCCAUCUCUGCAUCACAAAAAGCCACCGCGUGGCUCAGGCACGAUCUGCCCUCGGUGCCGCCCUGCUGGCUGUCCAGGAUCGCUUCUCCAUCCCUCAGCUGCCUCCACAUCUCUUCCAGGAAGAUCUGCUCCAUCACCCCAAAUACACACGAGGUCACCGUGACUUACGCACGAGGCAGGUGUAGCGUGGAAACUUCUCACUCUGAACAGAAGCCAAGCUGAGGACACGACGCGCUCGUUGGAGGGAUUUCCCACCCUGUGUCCUGCGCAGCGCAGACAAAGCAAGGUCUCCUCUCUAAACAGGCGACUCUUGGAUGUGUUCUGGGACAACGCACCCCAAUGGGACACGGCCAACACACUUCUUUCUUAACGUUCUUUAUUGCUGCAGCACAAACCUGGACAGCCACAGCUGAUGGAACCAGCGGUUGUGCAGGAGUGGACUGCGGCGCCUGCAGUGGCACCGUGCUGAUACACAACAGUCCGUGUGUGGUACUGUCUGGAGACGGGGAGGGGAAGAGAAUGGAAAUGGGAUGGAGAGGGCAAGAAAAGAGAACGGGAGGGGGAGCCCCAAAGGCUCUGUCCUUGCAGUGACUUCGUGCCCCCCGUGCCGCUCCGUUUUGCUCACCCACCUGCUCCUGGUGCUCGCCACGGAGCAGCAGCAAACUUAUAGCAAGUUGUGGCCAUCAGGAGGAGGAGUAUGAGAUGGGAAAAGGCCAUAGCUCCCCACACUCGUCCCAUGCUGUCACCAGCACGGCUGCAGCCACAGCAAGUUGAUGACAUGGCAGGCACAGAGCAGUGCCUGUGACACCACGGGACAGCGUCACAGAGGGGCACUGUGAGCUCAGGGCAGAGGGGCUGACCCCAGCGCUCACGGAACCCCCCACUGCCACUCUCGAGCUGCCACGGCAGAGAGAAUUCCUCCACGGACGCUGACGGUGCUUCCGACACCCGACGCAACUUUAUUUGGAUCAUUGUGCCCCCACCGGCCACUGCUGCGAUGCAGACCACCAUUGGCGGAGCAGUGCCCGUAUCCUUCCAGCCCAUCCCUGCCCCCAAUGUCACCUCCAUGGUGCCUCAGGCCUCUGUCCAGCCGGGGGUACCAGGUGUGCAGGGACAGGGAGCGCAGCUGCCACCUGGGGCGAUGCCUCAAACUGUGCUUCAGCUGCCAGCUGGGGCAAUGCCCGCAGCAGUGGUUCAGCUGCCACCUGGGGCAAUGCCCCAAACUAUGGUUGAGCUGCCCCUUGGGGCAAUGCCCUAUACUGGGGGUCAGCUCCCACCUCAGGGGGUAGUCCCAAUGGUGGAUCUGAUCCCACCACAGGGGCUGCACUCCAUGGUGGCUCAGCUCCCACCACCUGGGGCAAUGCCCCCAACUGUGCUUCAGCUGCCAGCUGGGGCAAUGCCCCAAACUGUAGGCCCGUUCCCACCUCAGGGGGUACCCCCAACAGUGGGUCAGCUCCCAAUUCAGGGGGUACCCCCAACUCUGGGCCCGCUCCCACCUCAGGGAUUGCCCCCAACUGUGGGCCCUCUCCCACCUCAGGAGGUGCCCCCAAUUGUGGUUCAGCUCACACCUGAGGGGCUGUACACAAUUGUGGGUCAUCUGCCACCCGGGGAGAGGCAGUUACCCCUCCUCCAGCUCCUACCCGGCGGGAUGAAGCCGGGUAUGCCUCCCCCCAAUGCCCCUGCCCACUGCUGGCAACAUCCCCGGCUGGCAGGGAAGCGGCAGCGGCAGCGCCCGCAGCCGAUGGGGCAGCGGCCCGGGGCCGUGUGCCGUGGGAAGCCCCCGCAGCCCGCAGGCAGCUGCCCGCUGCAGGCCCCCGGCCGCCCCGGCCCCUCCACGCUCCUCCGAGCACCUGCAGUGCAGCAGCGGGUGCUCCCCGGGCCCUGCACCCUGCCCGCCAGCUGGGAGCAGGCGACGGGGCCCUUUGCAGAUGCCGUGGCGCACACCCAGGAGCAGCGGCACCCAGCGCCCACCAACGUGUGCCCCCAUCCCGCCACGGCUCCGCUCGGCUGCAGCAGCGCAGCGCUGGAAUCAGGAGGUGAGUUUGGGGGCUGCGCAGCGGGCGGCAGGCUGUCCGCACCGGGUGGCUGUGGGAAAGCUGGCAUUGCCCCACUGGGGAUGUUCUUGCUUUUCCAGCAGCGACAAUGAGCUCAGACGUCCCGGAGGACAUCAGCGACAUCCAUUGCCUCCUGACUUGGAUCAACAACGGUGAGUUUGGGGGCAGCAGAGCCGGCAGGGGUUGUCUGCACCGGGUGGCUGCGGGAAGGCUGUGCUCAUCGUUGUGGGGAUGCUCUUGCUUUUUCAGAAGCGAUGAGUCUUCGCGAGGUCCCCCAGCCCAGCAACGACCUGCUGUGGAGGCAGCCCGAGCCGGCCGAGUGCCCAGCGCCCGCCCGCACCACCACAGGGCACGAGCAGCGCACUGGCAGCAUCCAGGCCCCAAAGAGGAAGCUGCCGCAGGGCCGGGAUGCUCCAGAAGCGAAACGCCGGCGCUAGGCGAGGCUGGGUGGGCUCAGCACAAGCGGGAGCGCCCGCAGAAACCGUGCCUGGAGCCCUGGGCUCCUCGCCGGCCCCCGCGGCACACACAGAGCAGCGGCAGUGCUCCAGGGGCACCAGCACCGGCCCCGGCCCUACCCCUCCAAACCUGGGCUGUCCACCACCACCACCGUGCACUGUGACCUCCGUUACAUCACCUUAUCUUAUGUUA